AUGGUCGCAAGAGGUAAAGAUGUUAUUGAUGACUACAAGAAGAUGGGAAAGGCUAGAGAUCCUUCUUACCAACCAUCUGGCCAUGGAUCAUUGUCCAAGAAGAAGAAGCCCAAGAAGCUCCCAUGUUUGAUCUACAUAGUCACAAUUGCAGGAAUCGAAGAGUCACCUGAGGCGCUCUUGAACAGCCUAUGUCUUAAGAACAACAUCCCCAUCGUGUUAUUGAAGAAUGACCGCUUCAGGACACUGUUUGGUAACAGAUGGGCUCACACUUUUCAUCAGACUAAGAGUGAGCCACCACUAGCUAUGUUAGGGUCUGUCACUUCCAAACGUUGCAGGGCUGGAGUAUGA
This is a messenger RNA of Stereum hirsutum FP-91666 SS1, 348 nucleotides long. RefSeq lists its product as uncharacterized. The transcript has a single exon. The record is from RefSeq and is a predicted model, not a curated record. Bases 1 to 348 code for a protein of 115 amino acids. NCBI's taxonomy places the organism in Eukaryota, Fungi, Basidiomycota, Agaricomycetes, Russulales, Stereaceae.